CUCUGGUCCUGUUUCUCGCUGCCUCCUGCUCCAUCUCUGCAGUCACUGUGUGUGAGUGGAGGGGGAAAGCAAAGAGUGAGCUGGUGUCUUUACAUGCAUUUACAUGAGCAUCGUUUCAGGAAAACCUCUGCUGCCACAACUCAAGUCAUCCACGGAGGAAGAGGCAUGAGGUAGACCAAGGGAUGGGAAGAGAAACAGGCUUCUACUGUGGGAAGUACCUCAACAGCAUUUAAAAGGUGCAGGGAUUGAUGUCCACUGAGUACCUCAGCUGUGGGAGCCACACCAGGUUUUCAUCCUUUGAGACCAAAAGCAGCAGACAGUUGCAUCAGGAAAAACUCAGAUUCAGGAUGGGUUGUGACUGACAGAAGACAUGAAGACUUUCUAAAUGGACAGGAAUUAUAAAAUCUGAACCUCCUGACGAUCACAGCAUCAUCCUCGGGACUACAAGGCAGCUUUUGACCUCAUUUUCAAGCCGCUGUUUUCUGGCCGUACUUCCUGGCUUUGAAGGAUGGGUGAUGGGCCUGUGACUGCUCCUGCCUGCCUGCUUCAUCCCACCCUUCAAUGGAGCCAACGUGGAACUCCUCCCACCCACCUCCACAGCUCAUGUCCAACAUGUCUGCCUCCUAUCUGCCUGAGGGCUGGGCUCUGUCCCAGUCGCUAGCCCUGCUGGCUAUGCUACUCAUGGAUCUGCUGGCUGUGGUGGGUAAUGUGGCUGUCAUGACGGUCAUUGCUAAGGCCCCACAGCUCCACAAGUUUGCCUUUGUCUUCCACCUGUGCAUGGUGGACCUUCUCGCAGCCCUGGUGCUGAUGCCCCUUGGCAUGCUCUCAAGCCGAGCCUUCUUCGGGGAGGCCCUGUGCCGGAGCUACCUCUUUCUCAGUGUGUGCCUGGUGAGUGCUGCCAUCCUCUCUAUCUCCGUCAUCAAUGUGGAGCGUUAUUACUACAUCAUACACCCAAUGCGCUAUGAAGUAAAAAUGACUGUUGGCCUAGUAGCUUCAGUACUUGUUGGGAUCUGGGUCAAAGCCCUGGCCAUGUCUGCCUUGCCGCUGCUUGCUUGGUUCCUGCAAGGUGGAAGAACUCCUCUUCUGGAGAGUAGUGGGGUGGGGGGAGGAGGGGCAGUCACAUCUCCACCUGCUCAGGGUCACCGGCGCUGCUCACUACAUUGGACAGGGGGAGGGUCAAACCGCUUGGCCUUCAUGGCCCUGUUUACUCUGGUGUAUUUCCUGUGUCCAGUAUUGGUCAUUCUUGUUGUGUACUGCAAUAUGUUCAAAGUGGCUCGGGUUGCAGCAAUGCACCAUGGGCCUCUGCCCACCUGGAUGAACACGCCUCGUCGCCAGCGGUCAGAAUCACUCAGCAGCCGUUCCACGAUGGUUACCAGCUCUGGGACAGGGACUGGGACAGGCAGAGCCACUCCGCAACGCCCCUUUGGGGGUGGAAAGGCUGCAGCAGUGUUGGCAGCAGUAGGUGGGCAAUUCCUUUGUUGCUGGCUGCCAUACUUUACUUUCCACCUGUAUUCAGCACUGGCUGCCAGCCCUCCAGCCACACUCGCCUCUCUGGAGGAGGUGGUCACUUGGAUUGGCUACUUCUGCUUCACGUCCAAUCCCUUCUUUUAUGGCUGUCUCAACAGACAGAUCCGGGAUGAGUUGGGCAAGCAUCUGCCUUGUCUGUUUCGUCGAGCAGGGGUUGAGAUGGAAGACAGACUGCCCAGCCGUGAAGGAUCCAUUGAGGAGAAUUUCCUUCAGUUUCUUCAGGGCACCGGCUGCAACUUAGAUCCUCAAAACUCUCACAGCACCUCCAGCCCUAAAGGGGAGGCCUGCUGCCCCGUGGCUCAGUCCCAACCACCGGAACCGGCACAGACCAUACCGAUAGAUUUCCGGAUCCCUGGACAAAUUGCAGAGGAGACUUCAGAAUUUAUUGAGACGGAACAUGCUAAAAACAACCAUAUUUAUAUAGACAAUUAAGUUUUAAGUCUGAAAAGAAGACUAAUUUUGAUCAUUCAUAUAAACAGUUUCAGGAGUUAUUUCAGUGAAAAGACGUUCUCUACUUCUAUUGAAAGCUGUCCCAUAGAUAGCUCAGUUGAUGAUCUCCAUGACUUAAAUUGUAUCUUUGAAUCAUUGCACUUUGCCUCAUUAGAUUCCUUCCUUAAACAGUAGUUGUUUAAGAUGCCUUCCUGUUGUUUAUGAACAGGGAUAUUACUGCUAGAUUUUAAAAAUGGCAAAAAUGGCCUUCCACACAACCGGUCAGUUCUGUACAGUAAAUUACUUUAAUGAAUACAAUUAGUGUAACUUGUUAAGCCUUUUUUAAAGAUAAAAUAUAACAUUAAAUAUAUGUUUGAUUAUGUUUAGGUAACUAAAUUGUCAGAGUUAAAUGUUUUUUAGAAUAUCCCUUUUGAUUUCAAAUCAGGGAACACUUGCUGAAAUACACAGAGUUGAAAUAGUGCCACACACCAAGUGAUACUGUAUUUUUACUGUAACUGCCAAAUCAAUCAGUUUUGAGACUCUGGAAAAGUUAAUUGUUUUUGAAUAAGUAUUGUCAAAGAAGACCGCAAUAAAAUAUACGGAGUUAUGAGUAUUUAGGGGAUCCAUUGAGGGAAAAGCACUGCUGUCACUUUUGAUUGAUGGCUGUGCUUUCAUCAAUGACAAUGCCACUCUUAACUCGUAUGCCAAUCUGAUUAUAAUCAAUUAGGAGGCAUACAUAGUGUAGCCUAACUCUCAUGAAAUUGCUAUAAGUUUUUUACAAAUAAUCACCUGAAAUGUAGUUUUCCUUUCUUUGGUGCUUGUCCAAAGACAUGUUUUUUUUAUUUCCAAAAAAGCAGAUCUUUGUCGACUCAGUUUAGGUUGCAGGUUGACUUUAUAACUCAUCCUAAGGGUCACCCAGCUUUCUGCCAUAUGAUGUAUUAAUCAAUGUAUUUGGAUAUAGAUCAGUAUUCUCUUGAUCCACUGCAUUACGUUUAAAUAUGAUUGUAUUUCUCACAUUUGUUAAAUGUGCAAAAUUUUAUGUUAUGUUUAGUAAAACUGUAAGUUUGGGGUUGUGUUUCACUCAGCAUGCCCAUUUUUUUAUUUAGAUUAGUGGGUGUAAGUAUUUGUAAUGAAUUUCAUUACAAGGAGGCUGAUAUUUUUUUUACAUGUAUGUAGUGACUGUAACUGCCUUGUUUGUUUUUCAGUUGUUGAAAUUUUUAUCCAGACAGAGAAUACAUUUAGAUUUAGUUUGACCCUGUUCAUCAGGGUUUUUACAGUACCUCACAUGCGGGAGAAAAACAUUAUUUUACAGUCCUGCUCAGUUCCAUGUCAAGUAUGACUCUUGCACACUAUUCUAAUGUUGCAAGGAGAAAGCAGAUGUGAUUUGCUCCUUUAUUAGAAAUGAAGGUGCAGACGCUGCCUUGUUUUUGAUGAUGAGAUGAAGUGGUAUUUUAUAA
This is a messenger RNA of Etheostoma spectabile (orangethroat darter), 3413 nucleotides long. RefSeq names its product G-protein coupled receptor 61. The record is from RefSeq and is a predicted model, not a curated record. The transcript has 2 exons. Gene Ontology annotation, biological process: G protein-coupled receptor signaling pathway. Lineage: Eukaryota; Metazoa; Chordata; Actinopteri; Perciformes; Percidae. Gene Ontology annotation, cellular component: endosome; plasma membrane; signaling receptor complex. The coding region runs from base 562 to 1959 and encodes 465 amino acids. Gene Ontology annotation, molecular function: G protein-coupled receptor activity.